AUGUCAUUCAAGAACAUCUUCAACAAGCAGAACUUCAAAUACUUAUUCACCACACACUUCUGGGGUCCUGUUUCCAACUUCGGUAUCCCGGUGGCCGCCGUUUUGGACUUGAAGAAGGACCCAGAUUUAAUCAGUGGACCAAUGACUGGAUCUUUGAUCUUGUACUCGUUGGUUUUCAUGCGUUAUUCAUUGGCCAUUCUGCCUAAGAAUUAUUUGUUGUUCGGCUGUCACUUUGUUAACGAAUGUGCCCAGUUGGGCCAGGGUUAUAGAUGGCUUAAUAACCACUAUUUCUCAUCCAAGAAGGAAGACCCUAAGCCAGUCACCAACUAG
Messenger RNA from Sungouiella intermedia, 330 nucleotides. The record is from the annotation of a GenBank genome assembly. Lineage: Eukaryota; Fungi; Ascomycota; Pichiomycetes; Serinales; Metschnikowiaceae.